CGAUCCCAAUAUGAAUGCCAUGUAUAGUUUAACAGUUAAAGUUUGAAGUUUAUCAUUCCGUAGGCUUGAAAGCUGUUGACAGGUUCGAAUUGUAAUCGUGUAUUGGCAAUGCUGUAAUUGUAAUGUAAUCCUGUCACAGCCCAUCAGCUUGUUCGGUUGUGUUUUUUGAUGUGGAUGGGGCCGACAGGGGUUGAAUGUUGAUUGAAUGCUGAAUGUUGAGUUUUGUUUUGACAGCUCAAAAUUAUAGUUGCAGCAUGAAUUUAUUUGUAACCAUUCCUAAUGUUUCAAUGUUCUUUACCCAAUAUUUUAAAUGAGCUAUUUUGUAGUUUUUAAAAUGGACACAGAAUAUGAUAAUGUUAAAACAGAUGAUAAUUUUAAAGACAUUGAAAUAACCAAAGAAGACAUUAUUAGCCCUAUUGCUGAAGAUGAAGAGCCAGAAAGUGCAGUAGAAGAAAUAGAUAAUAUUCCCGAAACACAACAUGUUACAAACUGGGAUAUAUUAGUGUUAUUAGUUUCAAUUUUUAGCCAUAUUAUUGAUGUCGCCCUUGACAUCAAUCUUGCUUAUCGUUAUUUCAGACACAAACAAACGGUUUAUUUUCUUCUCACAGUUGUGUUUAUAUUGUUUCCUGCUUGUGUAAAUACGGGGAUUAGUAUAAGAAUGUAUAUGUUUGAUACGGAAGCAGCAUCCAGUACCAAAAUGGCCAUCAAAAAAUGGACGAUACGGAUAUUUGUGCUGCUUUUUCAGCUCGCUCCAAUAAUGAGGUACUGUGACUCACUGGACUAUGCACUCAAGUCACGGCGUGCAGAACGCAUUAAAGAUCGUGUGACACAGCGCAAGUACUACGAGCUUAUGCUUAAGGAGGACUCGGACGUGGCACUUUUGCGUGUCUUCGAAUGUUUCCUAGAGGCAGCACCUCAGCAGAUCCUUCAGGUUGCGAUUGUGCUUGUUGAGAGAGGUCAUGGAUCCACUUUCCAGUUGUUACAUCAGCUGGGGUCGAUAUCCAGUUCACUGCUGUCCAUGGCAUGGUCUAUGGCGUCCUACCAUCGCUCCAUCCGCUUCUGUCAGAAGGACAAGACAAAUCUGACAUGGUCAGGAACGGCUAUGCAAUUUCUGUGGCACUUCAUGAUCACUGUGUCAAGAAUCCUGUCCAUCUCCGCAGUAGCCAGUGCGUUUCCAGUGUGGUCGGGUGUAGCAUGUGCUGUUCAUUGGCUGGUCAUGACUCUGUGGCUGUCCAUCUUCGAGAAGACACAGUUUAGCCUCAUUAAUGAGAAGGCAUCCACCAGUGAUCGGUUCCACGAGUUGGUGUUCUGUGCUACACUUGGUCUCGUGUAUAUCUUUACCUAUCUGACACCUUCUGAUGGCAGUACUCGUAACCGCUAUCUCAUCUACUAUCCAAUCUGCUUCGUAGAGAAUGCAGCAGCCAUCACUACCUGGGCCAUCACAGCUGACGACCGGCUCCAAUCUUCUUGGUACUUUGUACCAUUCCUCAUAAGUGGCAUAGUGCCAUUCCUGGUUGGUAUUGUGUUUAUGGUGCUGUAUUAUAAGUUCUUUCACCCCAAGACUAGCAGGAAGGUGGGUGUCUCGUCGUACACGGUCAAGGAACCCAUCACGGACUGUACUACGCAAACUGAUACUUGUAAGAACGAUGAGGUCUGUGGCAUAGUGCCAGUACUAUGAUUUGUAGGCUAUUAUCUUUACCUGUUGUAUAUCAAUUUCAUCGUUAUCGAAAUUUUUUUCAGAUCAUAAUUAGAAUUUUUUAACUGGGCGUUUACAAUAAUUUACAAAUUUUUAGAUGUGUGAGUAUAGUAGUUUUCUGGAUUAAGGCUAAUACUGUAUAUUGAAAUAUGAUUUUGAGAGGGAUACUACUUCUCUUAGAUUAUCAUCAUUUUAGAAGUAAAAUGGUCAAUAUUUACCUAAAUUUUAAAUAGAUCUACUGUUUAAUUUACUUUUGGUAAUUGAAGUAAAUUUUUAGAACAUGAUCUGUCUGAAAAUUAAAUACAAUAUUGUAUAAAGUAAUUAAUCUGUAAUUAGACAUAUUAUUCUGUAUAUAAUAUUGGUGUAGUAUCAUCCCCAAACUUACAAUAUAUUAAUAAAAAUAUAAAUUAAUAUUUACUUGCUAUUAAAUUAUAUUGCAUUAUAUUUUUAAAUUCUUGAAAUGUAAGGAAAAUCAAUUCUAGUCAGUUUCCCAAAAAGAAAUUUUAAAUUUCUUUUGUUAUUACAGUACUAGUUUUUAAUAUUUUAUCAUAUUUAAUGGCAGUUUAAUGAUUUGGUGGUUUUGUUUUAAUACACAAGUAGUUCAAGAAUCUGAUAAUUUACUCACACAUCUGACUUCGUCCACAUAUUGGCAACGUGCAUAUAGGCUUACAAUAUGUUGGUAACUUAUGUUUUAGGCAUUCAUGUAUAUAGAGUAAAUAAUCACCAAUAACGUAUACAAAUGUUACAGUACUGUAACUUAUUAAUAGUUUUCCUUAUUAAGGAAGUAUUAAACUAACUGUUAGAUGUGUAUUGAGAGCCAGUCUGGUUGUCAACUGCUAUUACUAUUUAUAUGUGAAAUAAACUUUCAAUAUUGAUAGAUGAAGAUAAAUUAGCAGUCUCUGUGCUGUUCUUGUGUUUAUCAAGAAAAGAGGUAAAUGCCAAUGUUGUUUUUCAUUUUUGUUUAAAUUUACAACUAACUAUUUAAAGUAACGUUUUAUCUUUUUAACUAUCAUAUUUUGAGAAAUGGAUGGGUAGGUAUAUUGAGGGUUAGCUUAGUGCUUUUUAAAACCGUUUAUUAGCUCAUAAGCUAAUAUUAAUUAUUUAGCUUGAUAAUAGACUGCAGUAUGCUUCAAAUACAUUUAAAAAAAGUGUCAGCAAGUAAAAAUUAAUGAGAAUAAAACAUUAAUAUUUUCUAAACACUACAGUCUUACACUGCUUAAAAUAACAAAUUUUUUUAUGUUAGCAGUUUUUUUUAAUAUGAGUUAAGCUUAAUGUGUUAUUAAAAUUUGUUUUGCUAACAUAAAACAAUAAAUGGUUAAAUUGUUACUGUUAAGUACAAAUUUAUUCUUCCUUAUUUGAGAUUCGUUGUUAUGUAGAGGUUAAAUUCUGAAAGCACAAUUUGAAAGCCUUACAUUUCUUUAUUGAGCUUAGAUAUUUUUGCUUUCAACAAGUAACAAAGAACAAAAAUAAAUGUUCUAAUAUUUUAACGUUUGUUAUAUAGAAUAUCCAUAGAACAGUGAACUUGUAGCAAAUCAGUAUAAUAGGUUACUUACCUAAAUCAUAAUUUUAUAACAUGAAAUUUUAUUGUAGUUUAAUACUUUAAAUGAGAUAGAUUAUGUGAGAUGUACAAAAAUCUAAUUUUCGGUAUGUUGAGGUCUUUGAAGGUUGUUUGGCAAGAAUCGAAAGUAUGAUGGUUUGUUCAUGUUCUCACUGCUCUUUUCUGGAGUGCAAAUACUUACAAAUUUCUGAUUGAGAUAUUUUCCUAUACUAUCAUACCAUAUCUUGAUCUAUUUCAUUCAAAUUGUUAAGAUAUAGGUGGUUGUUGCUGUACCUAAAUUGCAGGUAUUUGUUAUAAUUUAUAAGCCACCAUUGAGCUUCUUACUAGUUGGUCUAUGUGUGGCUCUUUGGAUUUUAAUUCUUAUGCUUUUAAUUUUUUAAUUCUUGACAAUUAAUCAUAUUACUUUUGUUACUUCUGUGAUGUGUAUCUGUAGUGCACAUUGCGUCGUCAACAGAUCAUUUUCAUAGAAUUAAACUUAUUUUAUUCUUCUUGAAAAACUAUUAACUUCUUAUGUAUAGAAUAAUGUAUCUGUAUUUUAUUAUUACUGUUGCCUCUUCUAUAUAAAAUCUCUUUAGUCUUUUUCACCUGACUUACUUUGGCAGUUAAAGUAAGAUCUAUAGUUUAUGUGUUUUGUCUUUUUUUCAGAACUGAAUAUCCAGAAUUGAACUUUUUGAAAUAUUUUAAUUGAUUUGUACUCAUUUGACAAUGCAGUGAUAAAAUUUAUAACAGAUUUUUUGUUCAUUAGGCACAUCAUUGCAUGUUUUAAGCAAGUCUAUUAUCAGAUUCAGAUGUGAUAGUCAUAUUUUAAUGUAUCCGUUAAUGGACUCUUACUAAUGGCAGGUAUUGUAGUAGAACUAUAAACAUCUUAGUUUUUAAAUUAUGAGGAUCUCCCAAUGCUAUAACCUUUAUCUAUACACUAUCGUCCAGUAACCUCAAACAAGCUUUCAUCUUCACUGUCUGGAAGUCUUUGUUUCUUCCUCAUAAUGUUAGAUGUUUUGGGGCUGGAUUGGCUAACGUCUGUAUUGACCACUUUAUUAAGUAAACUUGCCUUUACAGCUUGAACAUAAUCGUCAAUUUGACCCGGAGAUGUGACCUAUUAUGACACUAACUGAAUGCGUGAUCCUAUUUUAAAAUGUGGUCUAACAUAUGUUAGCUAAAAUAUAUGUCUUAGCACAGCAAGAAAUGAAUAUUGUGGUUGGUGUGAGCAAAAACAAAAAAAAUAGUAUUAAUAUUUUACUUCUAAUAAAUUGUCAUAAUUUAUUAAUCUGAUGGUUUCUAUUUUUGAUCCUUCUGUCUUAUUUUCAUUGUUAUUGAUUAUUGGAUUAACUCUUUUGUGACCAACUAAUAUGUAUAGUUAUUUUUAGUUUUACGUUAAAAAGGUGUGUUACUCAUUUAGUUAAAACAAGAUUUUGAUCCCAAACCUACUAAUAGUUUUUAAAUUGUUAAAUGUCUUUGAACAGAAGAAUGAUUCUAUUAAUUCUAUUCUUAAGCUGCUUGAAGUGUUGGCUUUGUUUAGAGUGUUUACAGUGAAAAUUCUUUUAGAAUUAAAAUCAUUUGCAUUUGAAAAAGAAUGAAGAAGGCAAAAAAUUCCUUCAUUGACAUUUUCCUUAUUGAUUUACAAUUAAUUAGUAAUUUUUGUCAUUAUCUUCAUAGUCUAGUUCAUCAAUUUUAUAUGCAAAUUAUUUAAAUGAAUUGCAGUCUCCUAAAACUAAGAUAUACUUAGAUAUAUGCAAAUGCAUUUGGUAGUAAUUUCUUUUAUUAUUUUCAAAAUUUAUUUAAAGCCAAAAAAAGUUUGGUGUUGGGAAAUGUUGUUUAUUUUGUACAAAUUACUCUAUAUUUAUUAUUUCCUAGUUUAUGAAAAGAAAAUGUAUGAAUUUGUAGUGUCUCUAUUAGUUUAGAAAAAUGUUUUCCAUCAACGAUUACAAUUUUUUUUAAAGUGGGUCAGUCUUUUUGGUAAGUUAAACCUGAAAACAUACAGUCAUAGAAAAGUUAAAUAUUUUCAUAACUUUGUAUUAAACGUUAUUGCCUAAUUCAAGCACAAUAAUAUAUACCAGUAUGUAGCUUUGGUCUAUUGGCAUUUACCUCUAGCCUUGAGAUAUAAAAGUGAAAAUAAAAUUCAUAAACAGUACAAAUUGUCAGGUGUACGUGUAAUAAGUUACGAAAUAAACUUAAAAUCUGGCUACUUGACUUAAAGACCAUCAACCAAAUAUUAAAGAGUGAAACAUAGUUUACUUGUGACUAUAAGUAACCAAAUACAUUUUUGUGAAAACAAAUGGUAGUAGAAUUUAAAAAAGUUCCCAUAGCUUAGUUAAUUAUGUAUAUCUCAACAACUUAUAGAAUUUACCAAAUGGGUUGUAUUAGACUAUGUCUGUUUGUAUAAAUAUUCUUGAUUAUUGUAGUUUUAUUUCUAUUGUUGUAAUUUAGUAGUUUUGAAAACUACCAAUGCAGACAUAUCAGUAAAUUAAUUACAAUUAGUAAUUUUAGUAAAUAUUUUUAUGUAAUAUUAAGCAUCUAUUAAUAUUUUAAUAACUGUAUUAUAUGAUUUGUUGUUAUCUAUUUAUGUUUACUGAAAGUAAUCACAUUAUUAUAGUUAAGUUCUUAGAACUAAUUCACAAUAAAUUAAGUUCUUUAGAACUAAUCAGUUGUUUAAUACAGGUGAAUUAUUUAUUGUUGCAUGAUCAUUUUGUACAUUGCUCAAUUUUUUGUCGAGAAGAUAAAUGUUCUAGUUUUGAUCAUAAUAUUGAAGUUGAUACUGUAUGAAUUAAUAAGUUCAAGUCCUUAGCAGCGUGUACGGUAUGAUAUAUUAGAUAAACUCUCUCAAGUACAAAGUUCGUCCUAUGCCGGCCAAGCUUGUAUUUAUUGAGAUGUGUUUUUUUACCACACCAUAUUUUGGUCUCAUCUCAUGUUACUUAAUUUUCUUGGUAAAAUUAAUAUUUAUUUAUUUAUUUUUAAGUUGCAUCUCGUGCUUCCCACAAGCGUUUAAAUCCUGAGUGUAGUUUUGCCUUAUAAAAUGAUGCAAGGCAAGAUGUUGCGUUUGACAUUCAGGACAUUAAUAGCUGUUGUUAGAUUGUUUGUGGACAGUACCAAAUUUGACCCUCCCUUUCUCACUUGGGGUUUUGAUAAGAUUUUCUACAUUUCACAUACUUAUAAAAUAUAUUACUUGAUGUUUUGUAAGAGAAUCUUUUUAAAAUAGUACCUAUAAAUUUGUUUUCCUGUGA
This is a messenger RNA of Homalodisca vitripennis (glassy-winged sharpshooter), 6472 nucleotides long. RefSeq names its product XK-related protein 7. The record is from RefSeq and is a predicted model, not a curated record. Gene Ontology annotation, cellular component: plasma membrane. Gene Ontology annotation, biological process: phosphatidylserine exposure on apoptotic cell surface; engulfment of apoptotic cell; apoptotic process involved in development. The transcript has 6 exons. Lineage: Eukaryota; Metazoa; Arthropoda; Insecta; Hemiptera; Cicadellidae. The coding region runs from base 311 to 1678 and encodes 455 amino acids.